GACAAUGGUGACAAGAGUGAUAACGGUGACAGUGGUGACAACAGUAAAAACAGUGACAACAGUGACAACGGUGACACUGACGAUGGUGACAUCGAUAACAAGAGUGACAACAGUAACAACAGUGACAACGGUGACAAUUUUGACACCAGUGACAACAGUGAUAACAGUGGCAACAGUGACAAUAGUGACAACGGUGACAAUAGUGACAACAGUGACAACAGUGACAACUGUGACAACAGUGACAACAGUGACAACAGUGACAACAGUGACAACACUGACAACAGUGCAACACUGACAACGGUGACAAUCGUAACAACAGUGACAACAGUAACAAUACUGACAAUGGUGACGGUGGUGACAACAGUGACAACAGUGACAACAGUGACAACAGUGACAACACUGGCAACAGUGACAAUAGAGACAACGGUGACAACAGUGACAACAGUGACAACAGUGUCAGCGGUGACAAUGGUAAGAACGGUGAAAACAUUAACAACGAUAGAGACGGUGGCAACAGUGACAACUAAGGCAUGGUUGAUAAGAGUGACAAUGGUGACAAUGGUAAAAAAAGAGACAACAGUGUCAACAGCGACAACAUUGACAACGGUGACAACCGUAACAACAGUGACGAUGGUGACAACGGUGACAACAUUGACAACAGUAAAAACAAUGACAACAGUGCCAACAGUGUCAAUUGUGCCAACGGUAACAAGAGUGACAACGGUAAAGACACUGACAACGGUUACAAGAGUAACAAUGGUGACAACAGUGACACCGGUGACAAUGGCGGCAACAGUGACAACAGUGACAAUGGUGAAAUUGGUGAAAACGGUGACAAUGGUGGCAACAGUGAUAACGGUGACAACGAAGGCAACGUUGACAACAGUGAAAAAAGAGACAACAGUGUCAACGGUAACAACAUUGACAACGGUAACAACAAAAACAACGGUGACAACGGGGACCACAUCGACAAAAGUAAAAACAGUGACAACAGUGACAAAAGUGACAACGGUGCUAACGGUAACAACAGUGACAACAGUAACGACAUUAACAAUAGUGACAAGAGUAACAAUGUUGACCACGGUGAGGACACUGACAACGGUGACAACAGCGUCAACGGUCCAACAGUGACAAUGGUGACAACGGUGACAACGGUGUCAACAGUGAGAAGAGUGACAACUGUGACAACAGUGAAAGGGGUGAGAACGGUAUCAACAGCGAUAACCGUGACAACAGUGAGAAUAGUGACAACAAUGACAACGGUGACAACCCUGACAAUGGUGACAACGGUGACAACGGCAAAACAGUACCAAUGGUGGCAACACAGACAACGGUGAUAGUGGUGACAACA
Messenger RNA from Porites evermanni, 1351 nucleotides. The record is from the annotation of a GenBank genome assembly. NCBI's taxonomy places the organism in Eukaryota, Metazoa, Cnidaria, Anthozoa, Scleractinia, Poritidae.